Elgaria multicarinata webbii is the source of this 3729-nucleotide messenger RNA. RefSeq names its product zinc finger protein with KRAB and SCAN domains 7-like. Gene Ontology annotation, biological process: regulation of DNA-templated transcription. Gene Ontology annotation, molecular function: DNA-binding transcription factor activity, RNA polymerase II-specific; RNA polymerase II cis-regulatory region sequence-specific DNA binding. NCBI's taxonomy places the organism in Eukaryota, Metazoa, Chordata, Lepidosauria, Squamata, Anguidae. The record is from RefSeq and is a predicted model, not a curated record. The coding region runs from base 142 to 1779 and encodes 545 amino acids. The transcript has 6 exons.
CUUUACAUGGAGGCAACGCCAAAGAGCUGCAGAGGAUUCUUCCAAACGUUGGCCGGCGGAGCCUAGCAGGGACAGUCCUUGCCUCAAGAGAGAAACCAGAAGCAAACCAAGAAGACCUUUUGAGUCCUGGUGGGAGCGGAGAUGGAGAAGAGAGUGAAGAUGGAAGAGCAGCACUUUGCUAACCCUGGCCCAGGAAAAGGGCCCUGUAUCAUCAGGGUAUGGAGCUGUGCAGAGCUCUGGGAAAGAAGAGUGCAGGAGAACCAGCCUGGGAGCAACACCUGCUCAGACGCAGAGCGCCAGCCCUUCAGGGUAUUCUGCUACCAGGAGGCUGAAGGGCCCCGAGAGGUUUGCAGCCGACUCCACCACCUUUGUCGUCAGUGGCUGAAGCCAGAAAGGCUCACAAAAGCUCAGAUGCUGGACCUGGUGGUCCUGGAGCAGUUCCUGGCUGUCCUGCCCCCGGAGAUGGAGAGCUGGGUCAGAGAAUGUGGAGCGGAGACCAGUUCCCAGGCGGUGGCCGUGGCAGAAGGCUUCCUCUUGAGCCAGGCAGAGGACAAAAAACAGGGGAAGUUGUCCAAGGCGCCCACAGAUUUCCCUGAGGCAGAGGAGGCUCCGCUGGACAGAGGGAUCUUGGAAGAGGGUGACAGAGGACCCUCCUCACUGGGGAGCGGAAAGACCCAGAGAGAGAGUGAACUGAUCCUAGGGGAUCCUUCUAGGCCUCCUUCACUUGGUGGUGGAGUGGAAGCAUUUUCUGCGCAGCCUGGGCAGGGUCCGGUGACUUUUGAGGAGCUGGCCGUUCAUUUCUCAGCGGAGGAGUGGGCUCUGCUGGAUCCAGGCCAAAGGACUCUGCACAAGGAAGUCAUGGAGGAGAAUCGUGGGAUCCUGGCCUCUCUGGGUGAUUGCAGGGAGAGCAAGGAAAAUGGAUCAGAAAUUGAAGGGAAGAGGGGAAUCAAGUCUAUUUAUUUUAAAGCGUUAGAAAUCCGUGAUAUUCCAUUGAUAGAAGAACGAUUUCACAGGGUAGAAAAACGUUUUCCGUGCUUGGAGGGUGAGAAGCAAUUCAGUUGCAAUUCACAAGUUAAGCAACAUCAAAGAAUUCAUACAGGGGAGAAGCCAUAUGAAUGCCUAGAGUGCAGUAAGAGCUUUGCUCACAACAUAAAGGGACAUCAAAGAAUUCACUCCAGGGAGAAGCCCUAUGAAUGCCUGCAGUGCGGAAAGUGCUUCUGUUGGAGCAGUGACCUUAGGUUACAUCAAAGAAUUCAUACAGGCAAGAAGCCCUUUCAAUGCCUAGAGUGUGGAAAGAGCUUUACUCAAAGUACACACCUUAAGCAACAUAAAAUAAUUCACACAGGGGAGAAGCCCUAUGAAUGCCUGGAGUGUGGAAAGAGCUUCAGUCAGAGCAGCAACCUUAAAAAACAUCAAAGAAUUCACACAGGGGAGAAGCCCUAUGAAUGCCUGGAGUGCGGAAAGAGCUUCAGUUGGAGCAGCGACCUUAGGUUGCAUCAAAGAAUUCACACAGGCGAGAAGCCCUUCCAAUGCCUAGAGUGUGGAAAGAGCUUUGCUCACAGGACACACCUUAAGCAGCAUCAAAUAAUUCACACAGGGGAGAAGCCCUAUGAAUGCUCAGAAUGUGGAAAAAGGUUCAGUCGUAGCAGUUAUCUUAAGUCGCAUCGAAUCAUUCACACGGGCAAAACGCCCUAUAAAUGCCUAGAGUGCGGGAAGAGCUUUGCUCGCAGCACAGACCUAAAGAGACAUCAAAGAAUUCACACAAAAGAGAAGCCAUAAAACUGCUCAGAGUCUGGAAUGCAAUUCAGUCACAGAUUGCAUAUCCCUCUUGUCAAACAAUCCAAGCACUUUGAAUGCUUUGAAUUUGGAAAGUGUUUCAGUUAAACCUGUGAACUUUAGUAACCAUCACAGGAUCCACACAGGCCUGAAGCCCUAUCAGUGCUCAGUUUGUGGAAAGAGUUUCAAUCACAGUGUGAAUCUUAAAGCACAUCAAAACAUCCACACAGGCCUGAAGCCCUAGAAAGCAGAAAGAGCUUUGCUUGCAGGACACGUCUGAAGUCACAUCCUGCAAUUCCCACAGGGGAGAAGCCCUACAAGGGCUCAGAGGAUGGAAAGCGAUGAUCGGGGGGAUCUACACUAUUGCUUUUAAAGUGUUUUAAAGCACUUUGAAAACGUUUUGAAACCUGUAUAUGCAGUGUGUCCUGGGCCCCAACAGUUGUCAAAACUGUUAUAAAGCGCUUCAAAGCAGUAGUGUAGAUCCCCCCCCCCCCCCGGUUGACAUUUUCUUCAGCAAGCAAGGGGCAUGACUCAAAAGCCCCUGGGAAGUGGAAGGAGCAACAGUUAGGCCUAAUGGAGUCUUCAGUAGCCAUUCAAAGGAUGUUGGUUCCAAAACAUUUAUUUCUAUUUCACCCAUCACUAAAAGCCCACUACAAUUUUGGCAGAAACAAAUAAGUUUAUUUAUUUUAGGUACGAAAGCUCCUUAAUACAUAAAUUACGCUUAUAUAAGCAAUAUGAAAAGGGUGGUUAGGGAAUUCCCGAUCUUGGUGUUAGAUCAAUGUUCUUUUCACCCAAGGAUGAAAUCCAAACAGCCCUUAAGCACGACUCCACCAUUCCAGCGACAGAGGGUUCAAAAGCGCUUUAUUGAUUAGUAAUCAAGGCCUGGUAUCUUCAAAGGGAGCAAUCAGACAAAAGACAUAUGGAAUACAGUACAGUAUUUGAGCUUGCAAGGGGCAGGGCCCAGUAGCAGCAUUAACCAAUCAGAACAUAACACUGGGGCAUAGCUAAUUAUGCUAAACAGUUCUGUAAACAAUACCUUUGGCCUGACAGUAAGUUACAGAAGUUAACUUCGACACAGCAGCACUGGAGACAGCUGGAGACAGAGCUCUUGUUUUAGUUAGAUAAGACAGAGACAUGAAGACACCCUUGAAGACGCCCUGGAACGUGACAUUUUGCCUGGUGUGUAAUGGAUACCUUACAGUUUCCAGUUAAAAAUGGAGGUGGUUAUGCUAACAUUGGCAUGUUAUUCUGAGACCAGCCAACUCCAACGUAGAAUUCUCUUGAUGGAAGAUGGUAUGUUUCUAAACAAGUGGGUUCACAUGGAAGGGAUAAAGUCUGAAUAGGAUUCAAUGUGCAUGUUUAAACAACAUUUCAUGGACUGUGGUUGGUGAGAUGGUCAUUCUCUGGGGUUAGCACUAACCACGAGCUGUGUGGUGACUCCCAACACUUCAAGCCAGGGUUUGAGCUGCUAGCCCUGCUGUAGAAGGUCUGACUGGGAUUAGAAAGUGACCAGGGCUUAGCAAACUGCAUUGCACACAACCUCUGAAACCCUGAAGUCUUAACUAAAAAGCCUUAACCAGCAGGAUUUUAGGUGUCUUGUGAACAGGCCCAGUAAGUGUCUUGCCAAUUUGGAUGCAUAAUUGUGGUCCUCAUUGAACUGUAGCAUUUGAAACAGGCAUAAGUGACCCACUCUGGAUGGUGUGGGAAACAGACCUUGGAAUCCACAUAGAGGAAGAAAUUUGGAGUGCUUUGCAGGAUAAGUAUACGCAUAAAACAAUCUCAGUUUAAAAUAGGGAAGUAAUGGUAAAACUGACCCACAGAUGGUCACUCACACCAAGGAAAUGAUCAGUGGUGAGUCCUGGGGCAUCCCCCGAGUGUUAGGAGGGAACCUUCAUGCAUUUACUGCUUUUAAAUUGUAGGUUUUAACUUGAUUAAUUGUUUAAUUUGUAUUUA